Molecule: messenger RNA, 2022 nt
Organism: Hemicordylus capensis (graceful crag lizard)
Lineage: Eukaryota; Metazoa; Chordata; Lepidosauria; Squamata; Cordylidae
Exons: 2
Coding region: 93-1115 (340 amino acids)
Source: RefSeq, a predicted model, not a curated record
GCAGGGCAUUAGGUAGAUAAGUCUCCAGGCUUUGCAGAAUACCAGCGGGGCUCCGUGGUUGAGCAGGGCAGCGGCGGCGGCCGCUCGGGCCUAUGGGCCCGAUCGCAGCCUUCUCCAGCGUCCCGUUCUGGCAUCUGCGUCACAACAGGGCUUUGGCCCUUUGGUUUGCUGCAGGCCCAGGAGAGCCAUGGGGUGGGGCAUUUUGCAAGUUUUUCUACAGCUUUCUUUGCUCUCCUGAUCUUUGGAAGGGGUUUUUGGCUGCUUUGGGGGGCCUUGUUGUGAGGGGUUGUUGCUGGGCUUUCAAGUUGGCUUCUGGGGUUUUUUCCUUGAACUUUGGUAUUCCCUGGGGGUGGCUAGGGUUUUUUCCCUUCGUGCAUACCUCUCCCACAUUCAUAGGGUUGCUCUGUAGAGCAAGAAUUGGGGGUUGGCUUCUCCUUCUAAUAUUGGUUGAGGGCUUGUGGGUGUUUUCACGAUGCCCAGGAAAGCUAAGGAGAAAAAUGGUGGGAAGCCUGUUAGGCAGCCCAAAAGCCCCCCCCCCUUCUUCCUUGGAUGAGGAUGAUGAAGAAAUGGCCCUUAUUAGGGGCUUGAUUGGUAGGAUGGAGGCCUUGGAGAAGUCUCGUAGCGCUCCUUCUGAUAAGGGUGCUGGUCCUUCUGGGGGGGGUGUCCCUCCUCCCAAGGUGCCUCACAGGACCAGGUGGGCUGCCUGGAAUCAGCUUUUAAAAUCACUCUCUAGUAGGUUGGAGGCGCUGGAAAAGUGGUGGCCCCAGCCAGCCCGGCUCCUUCCUCAGGUCCGCAAGAUCCAUCCACGCCUGAUGACCUGGUUCCUGGAAGGCCUGCUCCUGUGGCUCCAUUGCCGUUGCCUGAGGACCCGGCUCCUGUGCUGCCUGCUCUGUCGCUUCCACUGCCUGCUGCGCCGGUUGAACCUCCGCCUGUGGACCUUCGAGUACUGGUGGCCCCGGAGUAAUGUGAACCCUAAAAGAGAAGCAAGCAAUUUAGUUUCUCAUACCCAUUUGAGUCUCAUCUGUAUUACGAACUCCACAAGUUCAAUGAAGUUUUUUAACUUUAUUCAACGAUCAGGCAAAAGCAACCAUCAAGCAGUGCAUUACAGAAACUGAGCGCCAAACUCCCUGUGUCCCAAUAUUUUAUAUCAAUGAGGGAUUUAGAUAUACUGCCUCUCCUGCAACUUUCCUUACCCAGUUGGAGGUCCCAAACCACAGAAGGGCAUUCACCUUGGCUCACUGCCAUAACCUCCCCUCAGCAGUGCUAGAGGGCUGUUACAGAAGGAUCCCAUUUGCAGAGCGAAUAUGCCCCGGUGGUUCAGGACAGAUCAAAACUACUGAGCAUGUCCUCCUAUUCUGCUCCUUCUAUAGAGACAUUUGUGCCUCUCUCAUCCUACCAUCGUUAAGCAAGUUCCCGGGACGUUCAAGACAAUUCUAUAGCUUCUGGUUACUCUCUGACACGAAGUCUGCCAUCACAUAUAGCGUUGCCAGAUAUUGUGCAGCUGCAAUCGGCAUUCGUCGGAGGAUGAUAGGAUGUGAGCCCUUAAUCUGAUUCCCGAUGACUUUGGAUUGACCUUGCACUUGCCUCCCCUCUUAUUGUCUUAUACUGCUUUUUAUUGCUUUUUAUAAUUUUUAAUCUGGAUUUUACCAUUUUAUAUCCCCCCCUUUAUCUUUUCUGUGCAUUUUUAUAAUAGAAAUAGUAAUAGUUUAUUUUUAGCAGUUUUUGUUUAGUAUUAAUGUGUAUAUAUGUAAUUUUUAUCUAUUUUAUCUUGUCUUUUUAAAAAAUUGCAAUUAUCUUUAAUUUUAGCCUUUUCACAAUAUCUAUCAUCAUAUUUGCAAUCACCUUUAUUCUCCUGUAUUUUUAACAUGUAACUUUUAACUUGUAUUCUCUUUUAGUCCUUUUAGUAUCACCCUAAAUGCAAGUAUCAAAUGCAAUGAUGCUUCCUUGCAUUACAUGUUAAACAAAAUGUAAUUUUAUGCUGGUCUCUGACUGUAAUAAAGGUUGAUUGAUUGAUUGAUUGAA